AUGUCCACUUUACAAGAAAUUCCCGAGGAUAACCGAGACGAGAAAAAAGAGCCAGAAAUCAGCAUUGUUCCAAUAAAAGAUCCUGAUGAGAUUAUUCCACCAUGUACAGUCGUCUACAAAAUUCUCCUUGCGAUCGGAUUUCUCUAUAUCUUCAUCGUUAGUCUGGGGAUCUUAUCAAGCGCCUUCCAAGUUUUGGGCGGUGCAUCUCUCAACCGAUUCCUCGUAGAUUAUCAAGAUACUCUUUCAAACCCGCUUUGUGGUCUUAUAAUUGGAAUUAUUGUGACAGUUGUUGUUCAAAGCUCAUCAACAUCAACCUCAAUCAUCAUCACCAUGGUCGGCGCACGCAUCCUUACCGUGCCCCAGGCAAUUUACAUGGUGAUGGGCUGCAACGUCGGUACUUCCAUCACGAGCACUCUCGUUGCGUUUGGUAAUGCAACUCAACGCGCUGAGUUCGGCCGGGCAAUUGCUUCAGCAGUGGUUUUGUCGAUGUAUAAUUUGCUCACGGCAGUUGUCUUGCUUCCUCUAGAAAUGGCGUUUCAACCACUGCAUCGUCUCACAGCAGCGUGUGUUCUUUCAAUUGAUCAAGCAAAUACGUCUGCUGUUGAUGAAAUCAACAAUCCUAUCGAAACAAUCACAGGUCCACUAAAAAGCAAAAUUAUCGCCGUCAACAAAGCAGCCCUUGGAGACGAGUAUUACAACGGAAGUUUCGUCGCUUACUGUGGCAAAACUAUCUCUUCUUGCGCUACAUUCUGCGGAUUGAGCGAUGAGCGCUGCAUUGAAAACAACGAGGAUGCGUGUUUGGAAGCAGAUCAGUCUUGGAGCUGCAGUUGGAAUGAGCGAGAUAAUGUUUCUUCGUUUCUUGCGAUGUUCGGCGAGAAUUGCGCAAGGAUAAACGAUCAUAUUUUCACAGGAGCUUGUUAUUCCGAUACUGUUGUUGGCUUAUGCACUGUUGCUCUUGCGCUUGUGAUCAUGUUUUACUCGCUUGCAAUGAUCGUCCGAAGCUUAAAAUCCGUCCUCUCCGGACACAUCAAUCGGAUCAUUCGAGAAUAUAUCGACAAAGAUCUUCCGGGUAUUUUCCGCCCACUUACCGAUUAUAUCUAUGUUAUUGUUGGAAUUCUGAUGACUGUCGCUGUCCAAAGCUCCAGUAUCGUUUGCGCGGUAAUCACUCCACUGUGUGGAAUCGGCGUCAUUUCUCUUGAAAGGGCUUAUUCUUUGAUUGUUGGUUGUUGCAUUGGGACAACAACGACGGGGUUGAUUGCUGCUUUGGCAAAUUUGGGGGAUGGAUUUGCUGAAUCGAUGCAGGUUUCGCUGGCUCAUCUGUUCUUCAAUAUGGUGGGACUUCUCCUUUGGUUCAUUGUUCCUGUUGCCAGAAGACUGCCUAUUCGCUUGGCUCUUUGGGCAGGAGCGGAGACAGAAAAAUAUCGGUGGUGGGCAUUUUGUUACAUUAUCGGACUUUUUGUUGCGAUCCCGGGCGUUUUAUUCCUCCUUGUCUUCAUUAUCAUCCUGACUGUCGUUGUCAUCAAUCAUUUGCGUGACUCAAAGCCUGAAAUUCUCCCAGAGGUAAUUCGCGAUGACUGGAAAAUCCUACCCAUCUGGCUGCGCUCCCUUAAACCUUACGACGAUGCUUUUUGCAACCGAGCAGUGGUAGCUGCAUCCGCAGUUCGCUCUAGAACAAUUUCGAGGUCUUCAAAGGGUGCUCGAUCAAGAACUGUUUCGAAGAACGAGACCGGAGUUGUCAACGAAGCUUAUCAGCGAACAAAGAUUUAG
Oikopleura dioica is the source of this 1767-nucleotide messenger RNA. The record is from the annotation of a GenBank genome assembly. NCBI's taxonomy places the organism in Eukaryota, Metazoa, Chordata, Appendicularia, Copelata, Oikopleuridae.